Brachypodium distachyon (stiff brome) is the source of this 647-nucleotide messenger RNA. RefSeq lists its product as uncharacterized. Bases 35 to 550 code for a protein of 171 amino acids. Lineage: Eukaryota; Viridiplantae; Streptophyta; Magnoliopsida; Poales; Poaceae. The transcript has 3 exons. The record is from RefSeq and is a predicted model, not a curated record.
GGCUGGCAGUGCUCGUAAGCCUUGGGUGAUCACCAUGUGGACUCUGGUCGAUGCAGAGGCUUGUAGCUGGAACCUGGACUACAGAGUAAACUUGAGGGACAUCUGGGAUGAUGAAAGUUACAGGGAAACUAAGCUGCCAAAGAAGAGACCUCUGCUAGCAGCCGUCCACCCUGUUGACCCUGCCGUGGUUUACUUCUUACAGAAGGGGAAUCUCUUCGGUGUCAAUCUGAGAACCAAAAGGGUCGUUGACAAGUGCGUGGCGUUGGAACCUGUCACGCAUCUGAAUAUAGAUGAGGAGUCCUCGCGCUCCAUUAUCACCUGGAAUCUCCCACCAUCGCUAACUUACUCAUCAGGACAAAUGCGUGGAGAAGGAUCACCAGGACGAAAAAAUGGAGAAAUGUCAGCAAUGCCUUCAGCUUUCGAUAUGGUUUUAAAUUCUUUCAUGAAUGCAUAUACGGGUGGUCUGUAUAACUCGAAUGUUGACGUAGGACAGAAGCGGAAGCGAUCUGAUUGUUUUGCCUGUGAGAGUCAGAUAAAGCAUGCUAGCUAGAGAAGGCUUAUCACGGACGCUGGUAUAUACUGUACUUGAGUUUGAUAGUGCAAAACUGAUUGCUCAAGACAACAGGAGUCGACAGCGCAGUAGUAGA